AUGGAGCCAGGCUUCGGCGCCGGGAACCCGGUGAAGGGCAAGAAGAAGAAGUACGUGGAUCACUCGGUGGAAGAGCUGGAUGUGGUUUUCGGCAUUGGCAACGGGCCUCAGGGCUGCUCGGUGCGAGAAGGCAUUGUCCUGGCGGGGGACGUAGAAGAGUUCCAGGUGCUCCGAUUGACGGAGUGGCCUACUGUCUCCCCGGCAAAAACAAUUGACGGCGAGAGGUGGCGCAGGGCUCCGAAGUCCAUCGUGCCAGGCAGCGGCGCGCGUCUAAAGCAGGCGAUGGCAUGCGUGCUGGGCAUCGCUUCAGGCAUCCUCGCCCUUUUUGAUGUGGACGGGACACUGACGGAGCCACGGAAAUUGGUGUCCCCGGAGACGCUGACUUAUCUGCAGGAGCUGCGGACAAAGAUCUGCAUCGGCGUCGUGGGGGGCUCCGAUCUUGUGAAGCAAAAGGAGCAGCUCGGCGACAGCCCAGCUCUGUUUGACUACGCCUUCUCUGAGAAUGGCCUGCUAGCGUUUAAGGACGGCCAGAAGAUCGGCGAGACAUCCAUCAAGGAUCAUCUCGGCGAGGAGAAGCUGAAGAAGCUGAUCAACUGGGUGCUGAGAUACUUCGCGGACCUAGACAUUCCGGUGAAGCGCGGCACCUUUGUGGAGUUCCGACAGGGUAUGAUGAACCUCUCCCCCAUUGGCCGAAACUGCAGCCGGGAAGAGCGCAACGAGUUCGAGAAGUUCGACCUGGCCAAUGGCAUUAGGAAGACCAUGGUCAAGAAGAUGACCGAGGAGUUUGCAGACCUCGGCCUCACUUACUCCAUAGGCGGCCAGAUCUCCUUCGACGUUUUCCCGACUGGCUGGGACAAGACCUACUGCCUGCGGUACCUCCCGGAGGCCGAGUUCGAUGAGAUCCAUUUCUUCGGCGACAAGACGCGGGGAUGCCAAGUUCGAGACCGGUUUCCUGGGACGAAAAGACGAGCCUCGAUAAGAUGGCGGGGGUCCUUUUUCCGGUUGAAAUGGUGGGCCCGGGGGUCCUUUUGUUUCCGGUUGAAAUGGUGGCAUUGCUUUCGUUUCCGGUUGAACUUCCAACCAAAAGGGGGCCGUCCGCCAUGUAAGGAGAAACCACCUGGAGGUUUGAUCGGCGAGCUCACCUAG
Effrenium voratum is the source of this 1146-nucleotide messenger RNA. Lineage: Eukaryota; Dinophyceae; Suessiales; Symbiodiniaceae. The record is from the annotation of a GenBank genome assembly.